AUGAAGUCUCUCCAAGUGCUUGAUAUGUCUAAUAACCAAUUGAUUGGUCAGAUUCCACAAUGUUUAGGUGACUUCAGCAAUUCUCUUUUAGUUUUGAAUUUGAGAAACAACCGGUUUCACGGAAACUUGUCUGAGACAUUUAUUGAAGGAAGCAAUUUGAAGACAUUGGACUUCAGUUACAACCAAAUACAAGGGAAGAUUCCACGAUCAUUAGUGAAGUGUAAAAUGCUAGAGGUUUUGAAUCUUGGAAAUAACAAUAAGAAUGACACAUUCCCUUUCUGGCUGGAGUCUUCGCCUGAAUUGCAGAUUCUUAUCUUGCCAGGAAAUGGAUUUCAUGGUGCCAUAUGGGAUGCUCACAACAAUUUCUCUGGCAAGUUGCCAUCACAAUACUUCAAAACCUGGACCGGAAUGGUAAUAGUGCCUGACAAAGAUAAGUUACAACCAAAAUACAUGGGAGAUGACUUUUAUUAUAAAGACUCAAUUACAGUGAUGAAUAAGUGCUUGGAAAUGGAACUUGUAAGGAUAUCGAUCAUUUUCACAUCCAUUGAUCUCUCAAACAAUAGAUUCCAUGGUGAUAUUCUGGAUACCUUGGGAAUUCUUAAGGCAUUAAUUGUUCUCAACUUAUCGAGCAAUAGUUUCACAAGCCCUAUCUCAUCAUCUUAUGGGAGCCUAAUUGAACUCGAAUCAUUAGAUCUCUCUCAAAACGAGCUCUCAAGAGAAAUACCUCAAGAAUUAACAAGUAUCAUGUUUCUUGAAUAUUUAAACCUUUCUCGAAACAACCUUAAGGGCCCAAUUCCUCAAAAUGGGCAGUUUGGGACAUUUGAAAAUUCAUCUUUUGAGGGGAACUUGAGAUUGUGUGGCUUUCCAUUGACAAAGAAAUGUGAAAGUCAUGAUACACCAACUCCUAAAUCAAGCCAAGAAGCAUCAUUAGGAGAAGCAUUCGAUUGGAUUGUAGUAGUUAUAGGAUAUGCUUGUGGACUAGUAAUUGGAUUGGUUACUGGACAUGUCAUCACCUCCACAAGGCCAACUUGGUUUGUGAAAACUUUUGGAGUGAACCUACGUAGGCGAAGAUGA
Molecule: messenger RNA, 1074 nt
Organism: Quercus robur (English oak)
Lineage: Eukaryota; Viridiplantae; Streptophyta; Magnoliopsida; Fagales; Fagaceae
Product: receptor-like protein 33
Exons: 1
Coding region: 1-1074 (357 amino acids)
Molecular function (GO): protein binding
Source: RefSeq, a predicted model, not a curated record